Aspergillus aculeatinus CBS 121060 is the source of this 402-nucleotide messenger RNA. RefSeq lists its product as uncharacterized. The transcript has 2 exons. Bases 1 to 402 code for a protein of 133 amino acids. Lineage: Eukaryota; Fungi; Ascomycota; Eurotiomycetes; Eurotiales; Aspergillaceae. The record is from RefSeq and is a predicted model, not a curated record.
AUGGUCCCAGCCGCCGGGCAGCCCGUGAAGGUGGGGGUCAACAGCAUACAAGCGGGAGGAAAUUACGUCUACUCCACGAGUUCUAGCCCGGAGGUAUUUGCGCGCUUCCCGGUGGACAACAACGCAGCUGCCACGGGGCCGGUCGAGAUCAUCGGCAGUGGGUUCUUCUUCGACGGUGUUGCGCCAAGUGCGAACGGCACGGCGGAUCUUACCACCACUCCGCCGGACGAAUUCAUGCUUGCGGUUGGCGGGUCGACGGCUGCGGCCAUCGAUCAGGAGCGUUCGGUUCUCUAUGUGGCGACGAGUGGUGCGCUGGAGCCCGCAAAGGUCGCAGCCAUUUCUUUGCAGAUGUUUCCUAUGACGCCGCGCUGUAUCCAGUUGUUCUGGUUGUGGUUGUUUUAG